GCCGUCCCUUUCAACCACUUCCAUCAGUCGAACUACCCAGACAACUCAGACUACCUGGAGUUUCGAAAACUCCAGCAGCGUGAUGGAGCUCUCGCCGUACGAGAUUCUUCGCCUGCCUCGCGAUGUCGCGGUCCCUCUGCUUGCCGGGAUGGCCGAUGAGCUACGGGCAUUACGACAGAUGAAUGUGAGUAUCGCCGCCGACCAUGCAGGAUAUGAGGUUACCGUGGCGGAGCUAAAGCGGGAAAGAGACGACCUCAAGAGACAGCUAUCUGCUUUGUUGAAAAAGGCGGAGGAAAAUCUUGCGGUUAGCGUCGAAAGAGUGCCCACCUUUGGCUUUGUAUAUGCAGACCACAGAGAGCUUGAACAACGACUACAACAGAAGGAAGAUGAACUGGCGCAUUUGAAGACGAAAAUCGACGCUUACGAGAAGAAAAACGAACGUCACGAGGAGGUUCCAAGCUCUCAUGGAAAUGGACCUGCUCUCAUCACUCAAGGCAUCGAACGUAUGCAAAUAGACCUUGAUAGUGCCAUGCUCACUGAUGCUGUUGACGAUCGCUCAAUGGCGGGUCCGUCAAAGCGGCAUCGACCGAAAAAAUAUAGAGGUCAAAACCAAGGGAAAUGGAGAUCCGCUCCGGAAGAAGGUAUAAAAGUGUUUCUCCAGUUGCGCAAAAGCUGUCGUGGGGGCUCGUCCUGGCCGACAUAUGAAACCGUCAUGCCUUAUGCGCAAACGGCUGAAUUCGUCCCACCGGAGCUUCCAAGAUCUCGCAAACUGCUCCAUCUCAGCGGCCUCUCGUUCGUUUUGGGCGAUGAUCAUAAUAUCGCGAAUAUCCUGCUCAUUGAACCUGAUCAACGUGUCGACGGCUCUGUGAGAAGAGAUACAACGAAAAGAGCUGUCAAACUCCGCCAGCACAAGGAGUUGUUGGUGCAGUCCAAUACGCAACUCUGGCAUUACUGGGGUCGAUAUGAAUGCAUAUCGGUCAGUCAUCUUUCUACCAGAAGCGAUAUCCUUCAAGCGAAGUUGAGUCCCCAUCAAAUGGAGCACCUUUACGAACAGUCAACUCUCACGCCCAGUGGCAGCUCCAUCACCCCCGAGACAAAGCAGAAGAUAAUCACUUGGUACCAAGACGGUACUUUGAAGGUCCGAUGCCUCGCUCUCCGCAGGGUAGCCUUCAGCGUGUCUCUAGAUCGGGAACUGCGAUCCUACUACAACUCGUCAUCUUUGCCUCUCACAAACAGUAUAGGUACCAGUCAGAAGAGAGGCAUAGAAUAUUUAGACGAGGAAGACGAUCAUGGUCGCGCUACGGAGACCAUGGGUGCCAAUAAGCGGCGGAAAAGUAGUGGGUCCGACAUGUCGUUGAGUAGCUAGUUUCGAGAGCGACAAGCGAGAUUGGUCUCCUGAACUGAGUUGCGCUCUCAUGAUUUCGUAUGUAUCGCUUCGGGCCUCAGGACGUCGCCUCAGGACCUCGAAGCGUGUGGCGUCCAAGGGCUUCUGGGUGUGGCGUCACAGGUCCUCUUUUGCCAC
Stereum hirsutum FP-91666 SS1 is the source of this 1522-nucleotide messenger RNA. RefSeq lists its product as uncharacterized. The record is from RefSeq and is a predicted model, not a curated record. Lineage: Eukaryota; Fungi; Basidiomycota; Agaricomycetes; Russulales; Stereaceae. The annotation marks the transcript as partial. The transcript has 11 exons.